Pristis pectinata (smalltooth sawfish) is the source of this 4689-nucleotide messenger RNA. Its product is annotated as polypeptide N-acetylgalactosaminyltransferase 5. The record is from RefSeq and is a predicted model, not a curated record. Lineage: Eukaryota; Metazoa; Chordata; Chondrichthyes; Rhinopristiformes; Pristidae. Gene Ontology annotation, cellular component: Golgi apparatus. The coding region runs from base 276 to 3119 and encodes 947 amino acids. The transcript is spliced from 10 exons.
UAAAAGGGAAACACCCAUAUUCUGAUACAAGCAGCUACAAAAUGAGUCGAUAUUUAUUCGGUGUGGAGGUGCGAGGUCGCCCAUGAUAAUUGCACCGUUUGCAGACUGCGCCGGAUAGGUCCCGGGAAGUUUCCAGGAUAGUUGCAGAAAUGCCACGCAGGCAGACCCGGCACCGUAACAACUUCCCUGGAUAUGUGGAAGGAGGGGAAGCAGAGUGAGUAGCUGCUGCAACAGGCGCGGGCGGAAUGAUCACCGGCUGAAACCCGAGACAAUCAAUGAGUAAAAUGACUAAAAUAAGGAAAUUGUUCCGAGGCAGCGGCAGGAUCCUAGGGUUGAUUUUUGCGGCUUCGAUUAUCUGGCUGAUCUUUGACAUGGCAGCGCUGAGGUUUUCCUUCACGGAGAUCAACAGUAAACUUUCCAAGGAGGAAUUCCUGCGGCUGGAGCGGCUCAGGUCGAAGGUGCUGCAGGACGAGGGGUUGCAUAAGAUGUUCCGGAGAAGGCCCGGUGGUGGGCUGGCGGGGGGAGACGCGCCCACCAGAGCCCCCCGUGGAAAUCCCGCCACCUCCAGCCGGCAGCCUGGCGGCGCCGUGGGUUUCAGGCGGAAUAAGGAGGUUUACCGCGCCCGGGCGGCCGCCGACCAACUGCUACUGGCCGCACCUGCAACAGUCUGGAAGGAACCGGACCCCCAGCCCACACGGCGCCGCGGCGACCGCCCUGAGCUUGCGGACAGAACCACCGUCGCCGCCGCCCGGACAACCGCAGGGCAUCCCGGGCAGGUGGUCGCGGCUUCAGCGCCCGCCUUCCUGCCGGGCCCGGGGGAGAAAGUGUCCGAAGUUCGAGGGCUGAAGCCCCGCCAGGCGGCUGUCAACGCCGAGCUGAAAGCCGUGACCGAGCGGGAAGGGGAGGGACAGGUGAACCGGGGCGGACUGGGCGGGGAGCGCGGCGUGAAGCCGGCCGAGGGAAAGGCUGGCACAAACCGCGCGGGAACGGCAGUCGCUGCCGGCCCGCGGGCAGAUGGACUCGGACACCGGGUGUCCCCGCCAGGCGGAGGAGGGUGGACAACGCCGAAUGCAUCGGUCCAGGCGGUCGGUGCUGUGCUGAUGAAGAAUACAGUCAACCAAUCUCACAGUGAAGUUUGGAACGGACUCAAAGGUGGACUUGUCAAUAUUACGGAUAAUAAAAUUCCUGUCGGUGGGAGAGCGUGGAAUGGAGUCAAAGGUGAAUCUGUCAACAUUACGGAUAGUAAGAUUUCUGCCCACAGCAAGAUUUGGAAGGGAACGCCAGGUGAACUUGACAAUAUUACUGUCACAAAGAACGUUGGAUUAAAACAAAACAUAAUUAAAUAUACACCUUUAAUCAACGCGACAAACAAAACAGCAAUAAACCACCUUGAAGGUAAAAACACGCCACGCAUUACCGAGAAAAGAGAUUUUUCGGUUAAUGUUGUGAAAAAAGUAGUUGUUAAAAACAAUGAAACGAAUGACCAGCGGAUAGGUGACAAAGUUUUACCACGUUCAGUUGCUAGUUUGGGAUCUGCUAUAGGAGUACACAGAGUUUUGUCGAUUGACAGGACGAUAUCUCCACGUAACCCUGAAGCCGUCGGUCAAUUUGGGCAGCCAGCAGUUGUGCCAAAGGAACAAGAAGAACGAGCAAAGGAGAAAUGGAACGAGGGGCAUUUCAAUGUACAUCUCAGUAACAUGAUCCCACUGGACAGGGGUGUCCCAGAUACAAGGCCAAAAGGGUGUCCUGACCAAAUGGUUCACAACAACCUUCCAACAACCAGCAUUAUCUUGUGCUUUGUCGAUGAAGUGUGGUCUACACUUUUAAGGUCUGUUCACAGCAUCUUCAACAGAUCUCCUGCUCACCUCAUUAAAGAAGUUAUUCUUGUAGAUGACUUUAGCACCAGAGAAUACCUGAAAGAGAAUUUAGACAUAUAUAUGUCGCAGUUCCCAAAAGUUCAUGUUAUUCACCUACAGGAGCGUCAUGGUUUAAUCCGAGCCAGACUUGUGGGCGCAGCAAAUGCAACAGGAGAUGUUCUAACAUUCUUGGAUUCCCAUGUUGAAUGCAAUGUUGGUUGGCUGGAACCACUUUUGGAAAGGAUCCACUUAAAACGAACAAAAGUAGCUUGCCCUGUCAUAGAAGUUAUCAGUGAUGAGGAUAUGAGUUAUAUAGGAGUGAAUGGCUUUUUACGUGGAGUAUUUACCUGGCCCAUGAAUUUUGGGUGGAAGACGAUACCCGAUGAAAUUAUUAAAAGAUACAAUCUAACAGAAAUGGACCCAAUAAAAUGUCCAAUAAUGGCAGGAGGAUUAUUUUCAAUUGAUAAGAAAUACUUUUAUGAACUGGGUACUUAUGAUACAGGCUUGGAAGUCUGGGGUGGAGAAAACAUGGAGCUGUCAUUUAAGGUUUGGAUGUGUGGAGGAGAAAUUGAGAUUAUCCCUUGUUCAAGGGUGGGCCAUAUUUUUCGUGAUGGCAAUCCAUAUACAUUUCCAAAGGAUAGAAUUAAGACAGUGGAGCGGAAUUUGGCUCGUGUGGCAGAGGUUUGGUUGGAUGAAUAUGUCGAUGUUUUCUAUGGUCAUGGUUACCACCAUCUUCUUAACACAAAUAACAUAGAAUUUAACAUUGGAGACCUAAGCAAGCAAAAAGAACUCCGAGAAAAACUUCAAUGUAGGAGCUUCAAGUGGUAUUUAGAAAACGUUUAUCCUGAUAUACAAACAUCUUUAGUGAGAUCCGAUGGCUUGCUGUUUAAUGUUGGAACAAGGAAAUGUCUUGCGGUUGAAAAUGGCACAUUUUCAUUUGAAUUAUGUGAUAUUAAUGAAAAGAAUCAGCAUUUUAACCAUUCAUGGUUAAGGCUAAUUCAACAAAAAGACUUGUGCAUAGCUCUGUUGGACAUGAAACGGGAAAUUGGGAUGAAACCUUGUGAUAAAAAAAGCAACAAUCUAAGGUGGCUCCAUCAGUCGUAUACAGCUGAAUCAACAUUAACGGAUCACAUCCUUUGGGAGAUUUCUCAGUUUCCUUUGUGUUUAGAAGGUAAUCUAUUUGGAAAAGUCUUAAUGAUAAACUCUUGUGAUCCAGCUAACCCCCGUCAGAAAUGGAAAUUUACCAACUAUUAUAAGGAUUAAUGGAGGUAAUGAUAUGAUGACAACCUGUUGUGAUGCAGGCAUUUUAAAGGGCUAACUGUUUGAAAUAUUAUUUGUUUGGGAUGCUGCCAAAAUGAAUGACAUUGAACAAAAAAACAUGCAAUUUCAACCUCAAUAGCCUGAGAACAAGAUUUAAAGAUAAAUGUUUCCAAGUGGGCACCAAAAAGAACUGGAAUACAGGGCACUACGCAAUACUUGGCUUGAAGCAUGAACAAUAAUAUUUUUCUGCUCUUACAGAAAAAUUAAACCUUACUUUGUUUCAUCUAAUGUGAUGUAAUUUCUCACCUACUUUAUUUUUAGAAAACUGUGGAAAUUAAUUUAUUAUAACAAUAGUAAAUACAAAUCACUUGUGAAUUAAUAUAAUUUGGACAUUUUCCAUUUGAAAUCAUACUUUGAUAUCUUUAUUAAAAAGAAAGCUUUUAAAUGUUCAUCCAAGUGACAAGAUGAGGUAAGAUGAAAAAAUAAUGAAAACAGUAAUUCUGUUUUUAGGUUUAAGUUUUUCUUUCAUUUGGUUCAAUUGAACUAUGAAAUGGGCAUUUUGUUUGUAGUUCUGUGAUGGGUUGGUUUUUCUAUCUUCAAAAAGCUUUCUUUUAACAUAAGAGUUCAAGUAUUUUGGGCAAUACACUUUAAGCAAUUUUCAUCUGUAUGCACUACACAACUUAAUUCAAACGUGUAAUCCAGUUAAUAACUACCAGAAACAGUUUGUGACUAGCAAAAGGAUUGAUAACAGUGAAGGAAAAUGAAAUAUCAAUAUUGUAAGAUUGGCUCCUGGAAUGGUACACUUGUUGUACGAGGAGACACUGAGCAGAUUAAGCCUGCACUUUAGAAAAAUGUGAAGUGAUCUCGCCGAAUCUCACAAAGUAGUUAAUGAGAUGGUUAGAUACAGAGGUGGUGUUUCCCCUGGCUGGAGUGUCCAGAAUCAGGGGUCACAGUCUCAAAAUAUGAUGUUGACCAUACAGGACUGAGGUGAGAAGAAAUGUCUUCAACCAAAGAAUGGUGAAUCUUCAGCAUUCACCGUGAGAGUGCUAUGGAAGCUCAGUCACAGAGUUUAUUAGAAAGACAAACUGUUAGAUGUCUAAAUAUUAAGAAAAUUGAGAUGUAUGGGGUUAGUGUAGGAAAGUGGCAGUGGUGUAAAACAUCAACCAUAAAUUUAUUGAAUGCCAGAGCAGGUAUGAAGGGGGUCAAAUGGCCUAUUCUUGCUUCACUUUCUUUGAACUCAUUGAGCACAAACAAGCCUAUAUCAAUAGUGCAGAUGACAAAAGGAUAGGCUGAAUUUUGUUAGUGUUGGAACUCAAGUGUAGUACCAUCAGUAGUAGAGGUGAUGGCAAUCAGUUUUCUUUGCAGCCAUUAAGAACAUUCUGCUUGAUCCACAGUAAAUUUCAAUUAUACAAAUAUUUACAAUUGGUAUCCUCAGUUGACAUACAAUUGAUAGUUCAGAGAAGGAUUUAAAAUAAAACAGCAAAGGAAUAUUACUGCUUUGAACUUAGCACAAUUUUAGUGGUUAUACACCUUGGGUGCCAGAAGAGGUCACUCUUUAAUUACAAAACAUCUG